Messenger RNA from Cataglyphis hispanica, 6778 nucleotides. RefSeq names its product catenin delta-2 (gene p120ctn). Gene Ontology annotation, biological process: cell-cell junction assembly; cell-cell adhesion. NCBI's taxonomy places the organism in Eukaryota, Metazoa, Arthropoda, Insecta, Hymenoptera, Formicidae. Gene Ontology annotation, cellular component: plasma membrane; adherens junction; nucleus. Gene Ontology annotation, molecular function: cadherin binding. The transcript has 14 exons. The coding region runs from base 1611 to 4391 and encodes 926 amino acids. The record is from RefSeq and is a predicted model, not a curated record.
CAAUGUGUAUCGUGUAGGCGUUGGCGAGAGGAAGGAGGCGAGAGAGCCGCGACCGCCGCCGCCACUCGCUCUUUUCGGAAAUGUGUUGUCCGUGAGAGGAAAAAAAAAAAAAGACAACGUGUGAACUGAGAAGCCGGUGUGCCGCGUGUUCACAUGUGCGUUUCAUUUCGCGAGGAAUUUUCGUUCCAAAGCAUUUGUCGUAUCUCUCUGCUCUCUUCUCCCCCCUCUCCCAUCACAUCACCGCCUCUUUCUCUCUCUCUCUCUCUCUUUCUCUCCCUCUCUCUUUCUCUUUAUCAUACAUUGUGCCUCUAGAGCGCUGUCCAAGCCUUGUCCACGACGACGGAGCCACGUCUCCGCGUCUUGGUAAGCGUGAGUGAUCGUUAUUAUUAUUCCGCGGGUAGUGUGGAUAUCGGCGAAGAUUCCCGUUGACGCUUUUAACCGUGUCCGCUUUUUCCCGUGUCGCGUCGUAGAAGAAAGACAGGACGGACGAGCGAACGUACGGGGGCGUGAACGACGCCCGUCCUCGAUGCUGCAGCAUUGUUCCUCGCUACGUCGUUUCGGAAGGUCGUGACUUCCGGAGAGAAAGAAGAGAGAGAGUGGAGUAUCGCGAAAAAGGUGUGCUGACCGCGUUCCUGUCGUCGUGACAAGCAGGACCAGAAGAAAUCAAGAGGAGACGACGGAUGUAGACCAGUCCUCGUGGCACGUCCUCAUCACGUUUCUCAUCUCGAAUCUGGAAGCGAGAUAUUCUCAUCGGGAUCACGCGUUGUUCUUCGCAGCACGAAGGUGUAUUAUUUUGUUCCAAGAGCCCAUCAUCCUUCGACGAAGGUCUAUUAUACUCCGGGAUUUUGUGGAGAAUAAAAAACAGAGCGAGUGUUUGAGAGAAAUUUUUGGCAGAGAAUCAAGACGGGAUUUAGAACCGCGGGAUGUUCUAGUCGAGAGGACGCUGAAGAAGAAAAAAAAAAGACCAACCGCGGCGAGACAUGUUCGGCGUCCUGAAGGGAGAUCCGACCGGCGAAGCGGGCGGUUAGUUGCGGUGCAUCCUGCUGCAUCUACGCUCCCUCCCCCUCCCACACUCAUUAGAGAGAGAAAAAGUGCGAUCCUGACGAUUCUCGUCGACGAAUCGUCGCGAGGAAUAAAUCCACGUUAAAUAAUAUUGGCAACGUUAGCGUUUAUAUUAUUAUCUAUUAUUGCAAAAAGGACUCGAAAGGAGCCGGCACGCCUCCAUGUGCGCGACGAGAUCCUGAGGAGGCGCGUGGUUUGACAGGAUCUCGCGAACGGAGCGCCGCGGCGCCGGUUCGAAAGGAUUUUUAAGGAUUCGAGGAAUUCGCUCUCUCGUUCCUCUCCUCCUCCACGCGCGUCCUCGUUGUUCUCGCUUCGUCCUCGGCCUGUGUGUGAUAUUCGAUUCAGACAAAGGCGUGGAUGAUACCGGCGGGCUAUUCAACAACAACAACGACGGCGGUCACGAGGCGGUGGAUCGUAUUUCCUGCGGCUGUAACGGGUGUCACGGCCGAUUCGUGGAAUGUGACGGGAGACGUCGCUCGCGGAGUAGUGAGUCGUAGAAAAGAAAACAUCAUCCACUGCUCGGGAGCAAGAGACACAAAUCGGCUGGUAUGUCAAAUAAUCAGCUGGUUGACUCCUGUCUACGCGUCCUACAGGAGAAAGCCCCCGACAUGCCACAAUACACCGGACAGGGCGACACGGAUUAUCAUGGGAGUAACGGACAGGCGGACACCCACUCGUUGCAUUCGUCUCAUCUGUCCGUCCAAGAAGAUCCGCUGCUCAUUCGGACUCAUAAGCAACAAACCUCUCAGCAAGUGACGACUGUGACGAAAGUCGUGCGCGAAGUUUCCCACAUGGAGCCGGAUCCGGGCGCGGUCAGUUACAUGUCGGUGCCGUUAAUGUCGCAAGACUAUCAGCACGCGGACCCGCGCUACCCCGCGGACCCGUACAUGGUCAGUUUCGAUCAUUACGACCCGUACCUGGGCUAUCCGCCGCAGCCGGGUUAUCCGGGGCCCCAUGGCAUCUAUAUGCCGCGCUCGCAUUCCCCGCACAGCCCUCAUAGCCCGUCGGAGCACAGCCGUGCUUCCCCGCCACACGAAUAUAUGCGCAAGGGUGCGCCUUAUGUGGAGGGUAGCUAUAAUGAUAUCGACCCCGGCUUAAACCCCGCUUUACAAGACCAUUAUCGCAUUACUCCGAGUCCAGGAGGUCCUGGGGAUCAGUAUGACGAGAGCAAAGUGGCCUACGGAUACGUGUCGCCAUCGCCAUACGGGCCCGUGGGGUACGGGCCCGCCGUGGGAGUCGGGCCGGUACCCAGCGACGUGCCCGGUUACGAGGAGGGCCACCCGGGGGUGCCCCUCACGUCAGGCGUGCCACCCGGCAUCUUCGAGGACGAGGUGCAUCUGCAACGGCUGCAAUCGCGUCAUCCGGUGAUGCCCGGCAUGGCGAGUCCUCUCGACGACGAUCAAAAGUCCAUGCGCUGGCGGGACCCGAACCUAUCCGAGGUGAUCGGCUUCCUCAGUAAUCCCAAUAGUAUAAUCAAGGCGAACGCGGCCGCCUAUCUCCAACACCUGUGCUACAUGGACGACCCGAACAAGCAAAAGACGCGCAGCCUGGGCGGGAUACCGCCUUUGGUACAGCUGCUGGAUCACGACACCCUGGACGUUUACAGAAACGCGUGCGGCGCCCUUAGAAACCUAUCGUACGGUCGCCAGAAUGACGAGAACAAACGCGCCAUCAAGAACGCCGGCGGCGUACCUGCUCUUAUCAAUCUCUUGCGAAGAACGUCCGACGCGGAUAUCAAGGAACUGGUCACGGGGGUACUGUGGAAUCUCUCCUCGUGCGAAGAUCUGAAGAGGUCGAUCAUCGACGACGGUGUUACAAUGGUGGUGAACAACAUAAUAAUACCUCAUAGCGGCUGGGACCCGAGCUCGUCGAGCGGCGAGACCUGCUGGUCUACGGUCUUCAGGAACGCGUCGGGCGUCCUGAGGAACGUCUCCAGCGCCGGCGAAUACGCGCGUAAGAAUCUACGCGAAUGCGACGGUCUGGUGGACGCAUUGCUCUACGUGGUACGUUCGGCGAUCGAGAAAUCUAACAUCGGUAACAAGAUCGUCGAGAACUGCGUGUGCAUCUUGAGGAACCUGAGCUACCGCUGCCAGGAGGUGGAGGACCCUAAUUACGACAAACACCCGAUACAAUCGACGGUACAGAACAGGGUCGCCGCACCCGCGAAAGGUGAGAAUCUGGGCUGUUUCGGCGGUAGCAAGAAAAAGAAAGACGGUCAACCGGUUCAAAAGGAAACCACCACGUCACGUACGACAAAUCCGCGAACCGAACCAGUCAGAGGAAUGGAAUUGCUCUGGCAACCGGAAGUGGUUCAGUCCUAUCUUAGUCUUUUACAAACAUGCUCGAAUCCGGAAACACUGGAGGCUGCAGCCGGGGCCUUGCAAAACCUCGCCGCCUGUUACUGGCAGCCGAGUAUCGAAAUUCGCGCGGCUGUACGCAAAGAGAAAGGUCUCCCUAUAUUAGUGGAACUCUUAAGAAUGGAGGUGGACCGAGUAGUAUGUGCAGUCGCGACUGCACUAAGAAAUUUGGCGAUAGACCAACGCAAUAAGGAACUAAUAGGCAAGUACGCGAUGAGGGAUCUCAUUCAGAAAUUACCGUCUGGAAAUAAUCAACACGAUCAGGGCACGAGUGACGACACGAUCGCCGCGGUGCUGGCCACAUUAAACGAGGUCAUCAAGAAGAACGCCGAGUUCUCGCGGUCAUUGCUUGAUGCCGGCGGUGUCGACAGACUAAUGAACAUCACCAGGCAACGUCAGAAAUAUACACCGCGUGUUCUUAAAUUUGCAGGACAAGUACUCUUCACUAUGUGGCAACAUCAAGAGCUGCGAGAUGUGUAUAAGAAGCAUGGUUGGAAAGAGCAAGAUUUUGUCACGAAAACCGUCGCCGCCAGAAAUUCAGGGCCUAAUUCACCCAACAACGCUAACAGCUAUGAUUGCAGCACACUGAAUCGACCAAUGGCGAGCCAGGGAAGCACAAGAUAUGAGGAUCGAACAAUCCAGCGAGCAAAUAUGAAUUCGAAUAAUGUCGGUCGACCUACUAUAUAUCAAUCACAGCCGAAACCCGGUGAGCCGCUCUACGCGCAAGUUAACUUGGAGAAGAAAAAGAAGCGGCAGUACGAGCUGGGGGUGGGCCAGGGUGGCCAGGUGGGUCAAGUGGCCGGCGGUAGUGGUGGCAUCGCGAUAUCCGGUGGCGGUGGCGGUCAAUGGGUACCGGACGGGGUUGGAAUGGUACCGGAUGGCACCGGCGCCCCGUCGGUGACGGCGACGGUGGCUAAUCAAGUGCCACCGCCGAGUUCGACCGCCGCCGCUGCCGGUGAUUCCUGGGUAUAACGCGUCCUACGAGCGGGUCCCCCUACGCGGGACCGCCAGAAGGAUCUCGCCGGGAACCUCGAACAGCUGUUGCUGCCGCCGCCGCCGCCGUUACCUCUGAAUCUGUCAAUGUAGCGGAACAACGGUCGAAGGUCCAAACGAAAUCUGGAAGAUGUAAACUUACCGAGGACGAUCGCGUUUUUUCCAGAAUAUAUGACAGGGACACACGGACUCUCUGGCAUAGACUCGAGAGGGAUUCGAGUGGGGAUUAUAUUUAUUCGAGACAGACGUUGCGAGAGAUAGAGAAAAUAUUCGAUGCAGCAGGUUUAUGAGAAGACCGAGUAACUCGGAGAAUCGGAAGUAAAAUGAAAGUACUCGAGUUUGUUUGGAAUGUUAUUGAGAGCGAGUGUUAUUGAAUGCGAAAAUAAUCUUAAGUGUGUUGACGAAGCGUUUUUCUCCGAAGGAGAAGAAAACGUCAGCAUAUUAUUACGCUUUGCCAUUGGAAAUAAACGUCCAUGUUACAAUUAGGAGGAAUCUCGAAGAUGCGCAUUUAACGGGGUUUCAUUUAGUUAACGAGACGAAUGGCAGCUAAGCUAGGAUGACGGGCAACUUAAAUUAAAUUGCAAGUGUACCUUCAUUUCCGAAAAUGAAGAUAAUUUACGAACGAGGAUGUAUAUAUAAAGUUGCAGCUGAUGAGAUUUAAUUGAUCGACGAGAACGAAUUAAGAUUGAAAAAAAGAAAUGAAGGUAUGUCGCGCUGUAAAAAAGAUUUUUAUGCUUUAGUAUCUUUUUUAGUAUUAGAAAAUCGAGAUAACGCACGAAAAUGCGACGAGUAGAUUGAAGGAUCGUCUACUCGGAUAGAAACAGAAGCGAUGGAUUUAAAAAUCCGAUCGCUAAUAAAUCGUGAACGAUCGUUCUAUCUUGCUUUCAAGGACGUAGAAAUCCUUUCUCUACGAUCUCUCACAUCGUCUUAUUACGGCACGGACUUUAAAUAGCUGGGAAAGGAGGAAGGGGGUUGAGAUAUUAAAAAGGCUCGUGCCUGAGAUAAAUUGAAAUAUCUCGAACACACUUUGAUUAAGUAUACUUGAAUUGCGAGAGAGAGAGAGAGAGAGAGAGAGAGAGAGAGAGAAGCUUCGAUCGACCUUGGAAUGGCAUUGUGCUAACGCAUUUUUCUCCGAGAAAGUUUUUCGUCGACGUAUAUAAAAAUCGAAACGGAACAAAGAACGAACGAGUCGUGCCCACCGAAUAUCGAUCCGGCAAACGCGAGAAUGCAUCUGUAGAUGCAUCCGCAAUCUCGAUAUACGAUAUUAGCGAGAGAAAGAAAAAGAGAGAUAGUGUGAGUGUGAAAAGAAAGGAAAAGAGAGAGAACGACGUCGUCCAACCACAUCCGCAGCAGUAGUCGCACUAAUGGCUCUAAAAUACCUUCAUUGCACAAUUCUAAAUUAAUAUAUAUAACUGCGUAAAUAUAUUAUACAUGCGGCACCGUAUAUAUACACAAGCACACAAACACCAGAAUCGUAUAAGUGUAUAUUUUAAGGUGAUGUGUUAGAGGCGAUAAAAAAAAAAGAGGGCGUAUACCGAUGAUCGCGAAGUACAGGCUAAGGUGCUAAGAAUAGGCAUGUCUAUGUAAGCAUUAUAAAAAAAAAAAAGAAAAUAAUAAUAAAAGAAGAGAUAGAGAGAAGCGACUUGAAAGAAGGAUCAGCCGUGAUUUUUUAUGCAACUUGAUAGUUUAUGGGGAUAUAUAUUCCUUUUUAGUAGAACACACCCGCGAAGGAUUAUUAAAUUUAAUAAACAAGGUUGCAGGUUACUGUGUUUGGUGAUUAUUAUAGUAAUCACUCGAUGAAUUAAUCGAUAAUUAUUAUAAUCAUGAUGACGAUGACAUCAUUCGAUAGCUGUUUUAAUUAUUCGAUUGCAUUUGAAUUUGUCUCAAGAUUCUUACACAAUUCCCGCGAAAAAGUGGCAUUUAAUUUAAGGAAAAAAAAGAUGUAUACACCUCCGUUGCAAUUAUGAAAAAAUAUCGUAAAAAUCAAUAAAUAAUUAAUCCCGUUACCAUUGUAAGAAAGAUUGCACAGCUGCUUCUUUGUAAUACUUGAAUGCCCACCAAUCGUCGUGUGUAUAUGUGCGCCUAUUAUAAAAUAUAUGAGACAUAUAUGUAUGCUGGCGACACACUGGCAUAGAGUUUAGCGAUGAUUAUAUGACUGUAUUAUGUAAACAUUGAGGCUGUGGGUGUGGCACGAGGAUGCUGAUUUAUUACGAGUUACUGCACUUUUGCAACACGUGUGACUUUAGGGAGUACACUUUUAACUAAAGUGCGUAUGAAUCCUGUUCUCGUGCGUAUGAAAGCGCGUGUCAAGGUAAAGAGAUUCAUUUUUAUCGCGUAUACACGAGCUCGUGUCUUAAAUCGUGUUA